Molecule: messenger RNA, 1240 nt
Organism: Ciona intestinalis (vase tunicate)
Lineage: Eukaryota; Metazoa; Chordata; Ascidiacea; Phlebobranchia; Cionidae
Product: thioredoxin-related transmembrane protein 1-like
Cellular component (GO): endomembrane system
Molecular function (GO): disulfide oxidoreductase activity
Source: RefSeq, a predicted model, not a curated record
CCAGAGUCCAAUUUAACGUUUGAUAGACAUGCUGUUACUUCCAUCUGUUUCAUUUAUCCUCUGCAUCACCUUUGCUCUUCCUUUGAAUGCAAAGAAAAGUCAAUUAAUCACAUUAACUGAUAGUAAUUGGAAGGAAUGCUUAACUGGAGAGUGGAUGAUUAAAUUUUAUGCGCCGUGGUGUCCAGCAUGCAGAGAUAAUGAACCUCAAUAUUCUGAAUUUUCUGAAUGGAGUGAUGACUUAGGAAUAAAGGUUGCUACUGUUGAUAUAACCAAACAACUUGGUCUUAGUGGAAGAUUUAUGGUAACAGCAUUGCCAUCUUUCUAUCAUGCCAUUGAUGGUGAGUUCCGUCGUUACAACGGGGAGAGAUCAGCAGACACCAUGCACGAGUUUAUUGAGGGAAAACUAUGGAAGGAUCAUGAAACAGUGUAUUGGUUGAGACAUCCAAAUAGUUUUGGAAUGACUCUUAUGUCGUGGCUGUUUAAGACUUCAGUUAUCAUGAAGAACAUUCAUGAAUCUCUUACCGAAGAUUAUGGAUUAUCACUGUGGAUGUCAUAUGCUGUGUUUGGUGUGGGAACUAUCAUUACUGGUCUGUUCCUUGGAUUUAUAUUAGUUUGUAUAGUUGACUUUGUAUCUCCACCACCACCACCACCGAAGAAAUCAACCACUGUCACACAACAAAAAACAGCUGAACCACCUGUGGAUGAUAAGAAUGAUAAAGGUGGUGAGGGGGAAAACAAAGCUUCACUGGAAGAAGAUUCAGAAAAGGAUUCGCAAGCUUCUGACUGGGAGACGAUAAAUGAGGCGGAAAUUGAUCCUGGAAGUCAGGGAUCUCAACCUCGGCAGAGGAAGAUAGCAGCUUCUCAAUUAAAGGAGGAGGAUAAAAAGGAGAGUGAGAAAGUGGGAGGAAAAGGAGAAAAAGAUGAUUGACAAACAAAACAUGGAUUAUUUAAAACCGGGAUGCAGAUAAGAGUUUAAACAAGUUUUAUAGUUUUAUAAGGAGUUAUAAUUGUUUAAUUUAAAAUUCAACUUGGUUUUGAUCAGUGAAGAAAGAUUUAGACUGCCAAUGUUAAAUUUUUACUUUUUUUCUGCUUUGUUUGCGUUUUAUUCUAGUUCUGCUUCCGGUAAAUAGGCAACCCCAAAAAACGUUUUUUGUCUCGAGUUUUUUUUCAUAUACUUAGAAAAGUUAUUAUACCAAUUAGAAACAGCCCUAAUGUAAUAUGUAAUAACCAUUAGCAAUUU